Messenger RNA from Orycteropus afer afer, 732 nucleotides. Its product is annotated as proline-rich protein 23A-like. The transcript has a single exon. NCBI's taxonomy places the organism in Eukaryota, Metazoa, Chordata, Mammalia, Tubulidentata, Orycteropodidae. The record is from RefSeq and is a predicted model, not a curated record. Bases 1 to 732 code for a protein of 243 amino acids.
AUGUUCAGCCGGCCCCGCAGCCCUAGCCCUUGCAGUGCGCCCUGGUGGGAUCCUCAGCGCGAGGAACCCCGUCCCGCCAAGCGCCUCCGAUGGGAGGAGCCUGAGGUCCAGGCUGGGCCACCGGAGGCUGCGGGUACGCUCACUUCCGUGGUGGUCUUGGCCGAAGGUUGUGCCCUGCAGGUGCCCCUACGCGACGCCGACCUGGUGCUGGAGCCUGCGCCAGCGUCCAUCCUGCGAGUGUCUCUCGGAAACUACACCCUCAUCCUGAUCAACGAGACCCUCCUAGGCUCGGUCGUCGAAGACUCCAGAGACGGAGAGCAGAGCGACUCGUCUGUCAGUCUAGAACUGGGGUCUUUCCUGAGCGUUCUCUGCGACGAGGUGGCCGUAGAACAGGGAUCCUUCUGCGCAUCCGCCUCGGAGACCGCCGCUUCAGCAGAGGCCGACGAGGAAGACUCGGACGCCGAGUUUCUGCAGGGGGAUGCCGAGUUCUUGCAGCUCUGGAUCGACCCUCAGGCCGACUCUGUCGCUGAGCUCCACCCCUCAGUUAGAAGAGUGCCCAGCCCCUGCCCGCUGGGCUGCAUCCCAGAGCCCUCUUCUCUGGACUCCCAACUUCUGGAACCCUUUCCUAGCUCACCCCUUCAGCCCCUGCCCCCCUCUCCGAGUCCAGGCCCCCACGAGCGCCCCCAGCGCUCUCCUCGCCCUCUGUGCAAGGCGCGGAGACGCUUGUUCUAG